AUGUAUCUGAGAGACAACAGACCGUGUUCAACCCGGAGACAAAAUGUAUCUGAGAGACAACAGACCGUGUUCAACCCGGAGACAAAUAUAUCUGAUAGACAACAGACCGUGUUCAACCCGGAGACAAAUGUAUCUGAGAGACAACAGACCGUGUUCAACCCGGAGAGAAAUGUAUCUGAUAGACAACAGAUCAGGUUCAACCUGGAGACAAAUGUAUCUGAGAGACAACAGACCAGGUUCAACCUGGAGACAAAUGUAUCUGAUAGACAACAGACCGUGUUCAACCCGGAGACAAAUGUAUCUGAUAGACAACAGACCAGGUUCAACCUGGAGACAAAUGUAUCUGAUAGACAACAGACCAGGUUCAACCCGGAGACAACUGUAUCUGCGAUACAACAGACCAGGUUCAACCAGGAGACAAAUGUACCUGAGAGACAACAGACCAGGUUCAACCCGGAGACAAAUGUAUCUGAGAGACAACAGACCAGGUUCAACCUGGAGACAAAUGUACCUGAGAGACAAAAGACCACGUUCAACCCGGAGACAAAUGUAUCUGAUAGACAACAGACCAGGUUCAACCCGGAGACAAAUGUAUCUGAGAGACAACAGACCGUGUUCAACCCGGAGACAAAUGUACCUGAGAGACAAAAGACCACGUUCAACCCGGAGACAAAUGUACCUGAGAGACAAAAGACCAUGUUCAACCCGGAGAUAAAGGUGCCUGAGAGAAAAUGUUCAACCAGGUGA
This is a messenger RNA of Ylistrum balloti, 747 nucleotides long. Its product is annotated as neurofilament heavy polypeptide-like. The record is from RefSeq and is a predicted model, not a curated record. NCBI's taxonomy places the organism in Eukaryota, Metazoa, Mollusca, Bivalvia, Pectinida, Pectinidae. The coding region runs from base 1 to 747 and encodes 248 amino acids. The transcript has a single exon.